GAAACGAUACUUCACUGCUCUCAUCGACAGUGCGUACAUCUUGGCUACAGUUUGUUCAGCGAAUCAAUUUAUUGGAUUGAAUUCUGAGCGUCAGUAAAAUGUGGAAAGCGUUUUUACUUUGUUUCUUGGUUGCGCUUAGCGUGGCCGAGCAACAAUGGAAUGGAGCAUGGCGACAAAAUACCGAAUAUCGUUAUAAGGUGCACACCAAAACCUUGGCCGCUCUACCGAAUUUGAAGAAUCAAUGGGUUGGUUCAUUCACCAAAGCCGAUUUAACCAUUCGUCAGUUAUCAAAGGACGUUUUAGUUGGUGAAGUGAAAAAUGGAAAGCGCAGCGAUUUUCAUGAUGCAUUACCAAUGGAUCCGGCCAAAUAUAUGCCAGACGAUGAACUUCAAUAUGAACAAAUGGAAAUGAAUACAAAACCAUUUGAAAUUCGUAUGGAUGAAGGUGCCAUUCAUAGCAUUGCCGUUGAUAAAGACAUGACCAAUGUUCAAUUGAAUCAACUGAAAAGUAUUUUGAGUCAAUUGCAAGUCGAUAUUCGAGCUAGAAAUAAUAUUGAAAGUGUGUACAGCCAUUUACCCGACAGUAAAGAUGACAACGAUGAAAAUAAACAGAAUCAAGCACUUUACCAAGUCAUGGAACCAACUGUAACUGGUAAAUGCGAAUCAUACUAUGAUAUUUCACGCAUUCCAAUGUAUAUGGCACAAUCAUUGCCCGAAGCCACAUCAAGUGUAACAUUGCAAAACGAUGAAAAUGUCUAUGAAAUUUUCAAAACGAAAAACUACAGCAAUUGUGAACAACGUAUGGGCUAUCACUUUGGUCUUGAUGGAUUGAAUGAAUGGAAACCAAACACCAAUCGCAUGGGAAGUCUCGCAAAAUCAGCCAUUAGUCGCAUUGUUAUCUCGGGAAAUCUCAACAAAUACACCAUUCGCUCAUCGGUGACCACAAACCGUGUUGUCAAGUCUAAUCCAGGUAAAGAAACUCAACAAGAUUCAUUGAUUGUGAGUCAAGUGAAUGUCACAUUGGAAUCAAUGGAACAAAAUGAGGAGAAACCACUAGUGCAAUCGGAACAACUUGUCGAUGUUGGCAAUCUCGUUUACUCCUACGAUUUGCCAUCCGAUAAGAAAAACUCGCUUCGGCCAAAAAAAGAUUCGUCGGAAGAAACAGACGUCGAUGACGAUAAUGAUGAUUCAGACGAUGAAGAAGAACGUGAUGAGGAAAAUUCAUCAGAGAAGCGUGAAGAACGUACAGCCAAAAAAAAUAAAAAACACUCACGAAACAGCCGUCAACGCCGAUCAACCGACAACGAAAUCUCAAAAAACACCCGCAACGAAAACGAAGAUGAUGAGGAUGAGGAGAAUCAAAAUGACAUCGAGAAAGAUAACGACAACAACAUAAAAAAGAAUAAAAACAAAAGCAACCACAAUAAAAGCCAAAAAAGUCGCCAAAACCGUAAAUCAUCAAGAAAUAUUUCCGGUGAACGUGAAGAUGAAUCAUCAAAUGAAAAAAAACUGGAAUAUCAUCAGCCAAGACCAACAUUGAAAGAUGCCCCAGAAAAUCCAUUGCUCAAUUACUUUGUCGGCAACAACGGCAAAUCAAUUCAAAGCCGAAAAGAGUUCAAUGCAAAAACUGAAGUUGAAAAACUAGUCGAAGAAAUUAGCGAAGAUUUGGAAAAUCCAGAGGAAAUUCCAGCCAAGAACACUCUUCGAAAAUUCAAUAUUUUGGCCAAAAUUAUUCGCACCAUGAACGCUGAACAAAUCGAAGAAACAACACGUGCAUUAGAAAAAAUGGACAAAAAAUCAUCGGAAAAAAGUCGCAAAGUUUACCUUGAUGCAUUAUCAACGGCUGGAACUGGACCGGCUGUAAACCAACUUAUGACAUUGAUCGAAGAACGAAAAUUAAAGGGUGAAGAAGCCGUCGAGGUGAUUAUCACUUUGCCAACCACUAUUCGUGAACCAACCGAAGAGAUGCAAAGACGUUUCUUUGACUUUGUAAAGAACGAUGCUGUUCGCGAACAAUCAAAUGUAAACACAACCGCCGGUAUUGCACUAUCGCGUUUCUUGCAUCAAGCCCAAGUAAAUCGCGAAUCGGCAAAGAAAUAUUAUCCAGUUGAAAGCUAUGGACGUUUAGGUGAUCGUAACAGUAAAUUGGUAUCGGAAGAAGUUAUUCCGUACUUUGCUGAAAUGUUGAAAAAAGCAGUUGACAAAAAAGAUGUACCAAAGACAUUGUACGCAAUCCGUGCAUUGGGAAAUUUGGGCGAUUCAAAAUUGCCAAAAGUGUUUGAACCAUAUUUGACGGGCAAAGAAAAAUUAAGCAAUUUCCAACGAUUUGCUGUGCUUGUUGCAAUGGGUAGAUAUUGCCAAAAUAAUGUUAAAGAUGGCCAAACAAUGUUGUAUAAAAUCUUCCAAGAUAAAGGUGAAACAAGCGAAAUUCGUUCAUUAGCCGUUUUUAAAUUGGUGCGCUUAAAUCCACUUGGUUCAAUUUUGCUACGUAUGGCCGAAACAACAAACAACGAAGAAAAUAACGAUGUCAGAGCCGCUGUUCGGUCAGCAUUGGAAUCGGCUGCACGUUUACAGGAAAACACAGAACUUGCUCAAAAUGCAAAGGCGGCUUUAGGCUUGAUGAAACAAGAAACACAAGGAAUGCAAUAUGCACGCACUUAUUUAACAGAAUUUGUCGAUCGUCAAAUUGAUGCAACAUAUAAACAACAAGCUACCUAUUUGGUUGAGGAAGACAGUUUCAUUCCGAAUGCAAUUUAUGUUCGCACAGUUGGAAAUCUUGGCGGAUUCAAUCGUGAUAAUGAAUUCCAUGCCAUUGUAUCAAGCAUCAAAGAAUUGGCCAAUGCAUGGAAUGACAAUAUUGAAAAAUCAUCGAAAACUUCAAAACAAAAUGACAGCGACAGCGAUGAAUCAAACGAAAACGAUUAUUUAAAUAAUGAUUCAAACCAAGAGCAAUCAACAACCAAGUGGUCAGCUGAAAAAAUCAUGAAUUUGUUGAAUAUGAAAAAGAACAAAGCCAAACAACUUGAAGGACAAUUAAUGUUGAAUUUUGCCAAUUCAGAACGUUUCGUUGCUUUUGAUAGAAAGACAUUGGACCAAUUGCCACAAACACUCAAGAAAAUUGCCAAAGAAAUUCGUAAUGGAUAUGAGGUUAAAUAUACCAAAUUGUACAAUAAAGAAGACGCCACGAUUUCAUUCCCACUUGAGACCGGUGUUCCAUUCACAUUUACUCAAAGAUCACCAACUGUCAUUCAAGUUAAGGGUCAGGUGCGUGUUCGUACCACACCAGACAUGAAUGAAAACGACGAAAAUAAUAGCAACAGCGAUGAACGCAACAAUGAACGUACCGGUAACAACAAAAAGAACAAGAUGCAAAUCCCAAAGUCAGUUAAUGCUUCAGCUAGUAUUGAAUUAACCUACUCUACUAACAAUGAAGUCUCUAUGUCAUUUACUGAACCAAGCACUGGUCAACGCUAUUCGGCCACCUACGAUAAAAUGACUCAAGUCAAUGUUCCACUUCGUAUUUCAAGCGAUAUUGAUGUUGACAAUCGCGAAAUUAAAACCGAAGUCAAACCAUUGAGAGCCGAUAAGGAAAUGAAAAUCUUACAAAUGAAAACAACACCAUACACUGUUCGUGACAAUAUUUUCAAACUUCGUCCAAUGCCGGAAUCGCCACACACUAAAGAGAUCCGUAGCAAAUCAGUUCUUCCAUGGAACGUUGAAUUGGGUGAAAAGGCAACUGGCUUUGCCUGGAAGAUUAGCGGUAAACAAGAGAAAGGCUCAAAUCAAAUUGCCAACAUCAUCAAGCAAUUGCGUCAACGUGACUUAACAUCAAUUCUAAUGUUUGGACAAGAAGACACAUCAGCCGAACAAUCGUCAUUGACCGUAUCGUUGGAUGGAAAACAAUCAACAAGCAAAACAGCCAGAUUGACCAUUAAAUACGACAAACAAAAUGCCAAAAAUGAAAACCAAAACCAAAACAACAUCGAUAGAAACAGAUCACAUCCAAGAUCUCGAGGACAAUCAGCCGAGGGACACAAUAAUUUAGCCAAACCAGACUCAACCAAACCAAACAGUCAAGAACGUCGUGAACAACUGUUGCGCAAUGCUGCCGAAGAUAUGGGCGCAACAAAUGGUGCUAGUGUUUUGGAUAUUUCGGUCGAAUUUACUGGUUCCAAGAAACGUGAAUACGUUGCAACGGUAUCAACUGCAUCAAGUAAAACCGAAGGAAAAUCGCGUCUUCUUGUUUUCGCUCAAAAAUCAGAAUCAGAAUCAGAAUCAACAGAAAAAUCAAUUUCCUUGCAAGUUGAUGCUAAAUAUCAAAAUGCUGACCAACCAUCACAAUCAAAUCAAGCUAAUAACAAACCAUAUGCUGACAUAAAAAUCACAAUGACCGUUUCAAAGGAUAAGGAAUCGGCUACUGUUCGCGGAAAAGUUGAAAUGAAACAAUCCACUGAAUUAAAAGAACAGCGACAAGAAGAUAGCCAAAAAUCACCAAAGAAGUUAUUAUCACCGAACGCAGUCGAUCACAUGGAUAUUGAAUUGGACGUCAAUGAUGCUGCUGCCAAAAUGUUGGAAAAAUCAUUCGGUUUGGAUGCAAAGAAUUACUACAACUACCUACGUUACAGCACAUCAAUGUACUUGAAUGAAAACAAAGAGUAUGCUGAUGGACAAAAGGAUAAAGUUCGACUUGAGGUACGUCUUUCAUCCGAUAUGAAAUCGGCUGAUUUAACAUUGAAAACAGAAAACAUGAAAACCGAAUGGAAAGGAGUUCCAGUGCCAAUGGCACGAACUGUUGCCGUUGUACCAUCCAAUGGAAACUUACUCGAAGAAAUGAAACGAGAAUACAUUCAAUACCGUGAUACAUGUGUCAUUUCUGGCGAUGAGACCAACACCUUUGAAAAUCGUACUGUCAAAACUGGUGCUUUAGCUAAAAACACAUGGUAUUUGGCUGUGCAUCAAAUGCGCGAAAAUGAGAAUGACAAUGAGAACGAGAAUGAUGACAAAAAGCAUAGUCACUAUGCUUCAAUUUUGGUUCGAGAGGCUAAAGGAUCAAAUCGUCAACAAGAGUCAAACUGGAACAAUCGUCAAAACCGUGAAGAUUCAAACGAACAAGAAUCAAUUCGCGAUCAAAAUUCCAUGAAACGUGCCAACCAAAAAAAUAAAGAGGUUUUAAUUGUUUUGCAUCAAAAGAACAAGAAUGACAUCACUUUACGAUUGGCCCCAAGAGACAACGAUGAAUCAUCAUCAUCAACAUCGAACAAAGCCCCACGUCUUUUUGUCGAUGGAAAUGAAAAAGAUAUGAACUCAAAAUCAUCAAGUUCGGUGCGAUCAACUGAAAAUCCAAAGGAGGUUUUGGCACGCGUAUACGUUACUAAAGAACAACAAAGUGUUUCAGAAAAUCCGGCACGCGGUCUUCGUGUUGAAACGAAAUUGGGUGACUUGGAAGUCAAAUACGACGGAAAGAGCGUUGAAAUUCGUAGUAAGAGUAUGUAUCGUGGCAACCGUGGUAUGUGCGGUGCAUUCACUGGCCAAAAGACAAACGAUUUGAAAUCACCACAAAAUAAAAUCAUCAACAAUGAUAAAGAGUUCGCUGCAUCAUGGGCUAUUGUUGAAAAUGACUCAAACGCCGAUAAUUCCGUGAAACAAUUGCAACAACGUAUCAAACAAAAGCAAUAUCCUAGCGAAGAGACUCUUUACAGUGACCCAAUUCCGAAUAUGAAAAAGACACAAAGACAGCAUCCACUUCAAAGCAAUAAACAAUCAACAUCAAACGAUAAUCAAGACUCAUCGAACUCGGAACAAGGAAGACGCAACUUAAAUUCAAAGUCAAACUCAAAUUCGAACUCGAAUAGCAUUAAAUUAGGGACAAAACAUCAAACCCAAUUCGUCGAAGAUACUGAAAACGAUCGCAUUUGCUUCAGCAAACGUCCAUUGCCAGUGUGCCCAACCGGAUCGAGAGCAGACGGUAAAACUCAGCAAAAAGUUGAAGUUAUCUGCCGUCCAAGCAACGAUCCAGCUGCCAAACACUACAAAUCACAAAUUAAACAAGGUCGCAAUGUAAAUAUGAGCAUGCAUGCCAGCAAUGAUUCAUUGACAUUCUCCGUUCCAAAACGAUGCGAACAAUUGUAAAAGUGAACGACAAUGAACAAAUAUUCUGAACAAACUUUAUGAUUUAUAAUUUUUCUUUAUUUAUAUCAGUUGUAUAGAGGAAAAAAAAUAAUGUAAUCCUCUAACCCCUAUUAUCCCAGCAUAAAAAUUUCCAAAAUGGAAAUGUAAAAAAAAUCUAAAUAAAAAAACGAACAUUGAAUUGCAAAAAUGAA
Messenger RNA from Contarinia nasturtii (swede midge), 6319 nucleotides. RefSeq names its product vitellogenin-A1-like. The transcript has 6 exons. NCBI's taxonomy places the organism in Eukaryota, Metazoa, Arthropoda, Insecta, Diptera, Cecidomyiidae. The record is from RefSeq and is a predicted model, not a curated record. Gene Ontology annotation, biological process: lipid transport. The coding region runs from base 99 to 6128 and encodes 2009 amino acids. Gene Ontology annotation, molecular function: lipid carrier activity.